Molecule: messenger RNA, 1377 nt
Organism: Rotaria socialis
Lineage: Eukaryota; Metazoa; Rotifera; Eurotatoria; Philodinida; Philodinidae
Source: the annotation of a GenBank genome assembly
AUGUCAUCUAACGCAUGGCCACCAACAGGUCCAAAACGACAACGAAUAAUGAUUAUUGCCGCUGAUGAAAAUAUUCUUGAUCAGAUUGAAAAAAACAGCAAUGUGCCAUUAUUAAAACAAAUUGUUAUUACGUCCGAAGAUAACAAUAGUGAAAAGCCUGAUAAACAGAGCAAGGCAAAAUCAUCAUGUGAAAAGAAUAAAACUAAGGAUGGCUCUUUGACUUGUGUUGUUUGUGGGUCAUCAGCAAGUGGAUACAAUUUUGGUGCAAUUGUAUGCGAAAGUUGUAAGGCUUUCUUUCGUCGUAAUGCUCGAAAAGACCCUGCUACGUUCCGAUGUAUCUACAAAGAUGAUUGUCAAAUAACAUUUCAAACACGCCGUAACUGUUCAGCCUGUCGUUUAGCCAAAUGUUUUAAUGGUGGAAUGCAGCGUGAUCGACUUUUGACGGCUGAACAAAAAGCAGCAAAACGUCGUCAAAUAGAAGAAAAUCGAAAUCUAGCAUUGCAUUCAAAUCCUAAGACAAACGAACAAGAAUUUCAAUUGUCAUCUUCCACAUUUUUGGACGACUUACUUAUGCUCACAGAAACAGAUAUUCUUCUCACAGAUUUUACCGAUCUCCUAUCAAUUCAGCCACAGCAGACAUUACUCAGCCCGGAAGAUUUACAGCGUGUAGAAACUAUAUCACGUUUUUAUCAAAAUCGUAUCGAGCUUGCGGCACGUAAUGGUCUCCCAUGGGAUCCAUCGAUGCAUGCACAAACAUUUUUGGACGUUCUCAAUAGUCAUUCAGUAUCAGUCAUGCGACUUUUGUCAUUCUUCAAACAAAUACCUGAAUUUAAUCAACUAAAUGUUGAUGAUAAAGUUACUUUAAUUAAAUAUAAUCUUUUGACAGUUCUUGGCAUCAACAGCGCACUUUCAUAUAAUAUAGAAACUAAGCAACUCAUUGAAAGUGAGUCUGAUCUACCAUCAAAUGUACAAUAUUUUCGAGUACUUCACGGCUAUAAUAUUAGUAUGCAAACAACAAAGAUUUUUGGUGCAUUUUUAAAUAUAGCGAAACAGGAUCGAAAAAUCAUUGAAUUAACAGUUAUUAUACUUAUUCUUACAAAAGGUUUUUCUGUAAUCAGUGAUCAUGAUGAACCAUUGCUCAAUGAUAUAAUGUCUGCACAUCACGUUCAAAAUGAUUACACAGAACUAUUGUGGAAAUACAUGGAAACAACGCAUGGAUACAAAAAAACAGUUGAUUUAUUUAGUGAACUCAUUCGUCAUGUCAUAUCAUGGCAAGUAGUUUACGAACAAAUGCGAAAUAAUAUAUUGCGAACAUUGUCACCAGAGGAUAUUGGUGAAUUAGUGCCAAUUAUGAAAUCAACGUUGCGCAUUUCAUAG